AUGCUGGUGAGAUAUUUAUUUCUCUUUCCCGCUGUGCUUUCAAUUAUGAUACAAAGGGAACUCGGAUCAAUUUACUUACUCCCCCCCUCCGUGAGCGAACAUAAAAAUUUUUGUUCGUUCACGGAGGGGCUAAUUUUUUUUUAAAAAAAAUCAUAUAUAAAUUUAAAUAAAAUAAUUUUUUCGAAAUUUAAAAAAAUCCCACUUCUCGAAAAUUGGAAUGCAAAUAUAAUUUAAUUUGCAAAUUUAUGUUUUAGAGAAUUAGCUUGAGAUUUCAUGAUACUAUUUAUCGCUUAUAUAUCAAAUUUUUUUUCCAUAAAAAAUUUUGUUCACUCACAGAGGGUGGGUUUUUGUCAAAGAAUAGAAAUUUUUCUAAUGGUUUUGUUCGCUCACAGAGGGGGGGAGCUAACGGAAGGAGAAUCUUAUGAGCUAUACUUAUCAGACUAUUUCAGUGGAAACAAUUUAUCUUUUGCAAUCUCAGAUUCCAAUAUGACAACUGGUUCAGCAGCACUUAAAAAUAAAUGCGAAUUUGAGAUGCUAGAAUUUGUCCCAUACCAAAAUUCAAGCUGAAAUGAAACCUGAACCCAUUCAUCCCUCAAGCCUUUAAUAUCCUGAAGCCCAAUUCUUGGACCAUAUGAAAUCAUAAUAUGGUAUAAUCUUAAAUAUAUAGUCUUUUGGAUAAAUUUAAUAAAAAGGGUCCACUUGUGGGUUCGAACUUGAAGUGUGAAAUAGCGUUCCACAUAUGAAUUCUAAAUGCUUCGACAUACAGAAUGCUAUUUCGCAUGCCAAGUUCGAAUCCACAAGUGGACGCAUUUUACUAAAUUAUGCCAAAAGACUAUAUAGCUUUUUAUAACUUUUCUUCGGAGCGAGGAGAAAUUGAAAUGCUUUGGAAUGGAUUUAUUGACGCAGGGCAAAAUGGAGAAUAUUCUCAAAUAGAAGAUAUUAAAGUUUAUUCAACUGGCUAUGGUCAAAUCUCUUACGCUUUAAUAUGAGUAAAACAGCAGGAAAAUACACUUGUAUGGAGAAACGAUUUUUAUUAUAUGGAUUUAUUAAAUUUAUCAGCUCUAGAAAACCCAAAACGAGUGAUCUUUAGUGAAGCUACUUAUGCCUCUAAUAUAAUCCUAGCUUAUGGGGAGAUUAGCAACAUAAUUUCUAUUUAUCUUGAAUUCUCAUCCUCACCUAGUGCAAUUUAUUUAUAUAAUAUAACAAACGUUGAAGAGCCUAUCCUUAAUCAAGUAAUAUCAAAUUAUUAUGGAAUCUUAAUAAGCAAACUCUCAGUUGCUAGUAUGUAUAUGAAUUCAAUUUAUUUGUACGUUCUUGAUACAAAUUUUGGACUUAUUAAGUAUAGUAUGUCUAGUGUUCGGGAUAGAUUUUUUAAAGAAAAUGAAUGAACUUAUUAUGGUUAUGUUGGGACUCUCAGUUCUAUGUGAGAAUUUUUUUUUGAAUCCAUAGGAAUUAUUUCAAGCUCAGGAGUAUUGUUUUUCAAAAGUCCGCUACAACAAUCAUUAUUAGGUUUUCUGGGAGGGAAAGAAAUGAAUUGGGAGAAUGGUUGCCUUCAAAUUAUUGAAGAUUAUUACUUCGUGCAGUCUAGUAAUGGAAUUUUAUCAGUUGCUUUAAGCUGAGCAGAUCCGCUUCAAAUAUUAUAUAAUAUUGAUAUAAGUGAUCUAGUUGGAGAAAGUUUUCAAGCUACUGGGCAAUGAAGAUUUUUUAUAAAUGAGGGCAUAUUUUAUUUGAGGUUUGAUACUGAUGGCUUAAGGAUUUAUAAAACAUACUUACUCUCCCCCUCCGUGAGUGAACAAAAAAAUUUUUGUUCACUCACGAAGGGUAUUUUUUUUUUUUAAAAUUUUAAAAAAAAAUCCUAAUUUACAAAAAUUGGGAAUCAAAUAUUAAUUUAAUUUAUAAAAUUCUGUUUUAAAACGCAAUUAAACAGAAUUAGCUCGAGAUUUCAUUAUACUAAUUAUCACUUAUAUAUCGAAUUUUUUUCAUAAAAUUAAAAAAAUUUUGUUCACUCAAGUAGGGUGGGUUUUUGGGCAAAAAAUAGGGAUUUUUCCAAUGGUUUUGCUCACUCACGGGGGGGAGUUAGAAGAAUGAAGCAUUAAAUUCUGGGGAAAUUCAACUUACUAUGUCCAAAUCACUGCAAAAUCUCAAAAUGAUGGCAUAAUUUCCAGUACUUUAUAUGUCAACUCAAUUACUCAAAAUUCACAAGAAAUUUUCCAAAUCGACAUGUAUCGACCAGCUUCCAUUUCUACUAUCGAAUUGAUAGCUGACGAACAAAAUGGAACCUAUUUUUCUAUAGUUUUGAAUGAUUAUUUUUCGGGUCCAAAUCUUGAAUUCACAAUAAUUGAUCUUCCUGACUUAAAUACUUCAAGUUUCGAAAUCAUUACUAUGAACAAACUGAAACUAUAUCAAAAUGUUUCUCUGUCAAGCAACAUUACAAAUUAUUUAAUUUCUGGAGCAAAUAUCGUAUCUUUUUAUGAUAAUAAAGUUAUAGUUGAUACAAGUUAUGGCUCUAUACCUAUAAAUGCUACCAAUCCUAUAAAAUUUUUAUGAAGCAAAAGCUACGUCAUAUAUUCUAAGCCAAACCAAAAUUCAUUUUUAAUUAUAAGUUCUUUUUACCCUGAUGAAAUCAUUCAGAAAAUUCCAUCAGAAAUAGAUUGUAUUUUCUUUUUAAUUGAUGAUAGCUAUCUUAUAUGUGCAGAUUCGCAUAAAAUUGAUGUAUAUUGCAAUAAUGAUACCUAUUACUAUGACCCAUUGGCUACUUUAACUGGUGAGCAAUUCGAAAAAGGCUCUUCAUGAAAUAUAACAGAUCUAGCAAUAUCUUUCUCAGCUUAUUCUACUCUCUACAUUUAUAUAAUAGAUAAUGAUUUCGGUGCAGUUAUUGUAGACUUAAAUAGUAUAGUUAAAGCAACUGAACCUUUUAAUUAUUAUGGAAAACUAUCAGGUGCUAAAAAUGUUAUAAAUACAGGAAGUGAAAUUUGUUUUGUUUUUGAAAAUUUUAUUGAGAUAUAUGGGUAUUCUUUAGAAUAUUGGAAAACAAUUUUGACAAAUAUGUAUGAGCCUAUUGUUGGAACAUAUGGGAAGUCAAAUAUGAUUUAUUUGAUAACGAGUAAUGCUUUAUAUAUCUUUGAUAGCGACCAACCAUCACAUAAUUCUUUAUUUUAUACACUAACUAUUAGCAAUCCAAGCCUGCUAUCAUUUGGGCUAUUUAACUGAGGAGAUAUGAGAAUUGCUAAUUUCAAUCCUGAUAAGCACUAUGUUGAAAUCUAUACAAGCUCUUGCCCUAAUAAAGAAUUCUACGAGGGAUGCUCAUUUUAUUAUGGAUUUUAUAUGAACAUUGGCAACUCUGAGUACUUAAGAGACUUUUCUUUGCAAACAAGCAUUUCAAUAGCUGCAUUUAAUAAAGAAAAUUUAUUAAAAGAAACUUUCCCUAUAAAUUUGGUAAUUAAUGGGAAUUUCCCUUGUUAUCAAAAAGAAGAAAAUUGAGAAAAUAAUAAGAAUAUCCCAUAUAACGAGAGAUACGAAUUAGAUUUAAGUAAAUUUUUUGAGUAUCUUAGCAAUAGUUACCUUUUCACCUGCAUUUAAGCGCUUUCUCUUUCUGUUAGGGCAAAAUAUUUUGAUGACUUUGUAUGUUAAUGGAAAUUACUCUUUCAAUGAAACAGUAGAAAACUGGCCUGCAAUUAUUCCUCAGCGAACUGAAUUACUGGGAAGAUACGAUUUGAAUAAACAUUAUGGUAAAACUAAUCAUAUUAUUAUACCCAAUACAGAGAUCGCUGUAAUAUUGUCUUUUUCUGAAUUAUUCAUAAUCGAUGCUACUAUGCUGACGAAUAAAGUUAUGGUUUUGAACUUAACUGAGAUUUCAAAUAUUACAGAUUUGAUAUGUAAUUUUAUGGAUGUUUUCCCUCACACACAAAAUAAUCUCGCUUUAUUAAUAACUUCAUGUGCUUAUAGAAUUCCAGAAGCAAUUAAAUAUAAAAGCACAACCACUUAUAUUUCAGAAUUUGUUUAUGCUAUUAUUCUAUGAGAAUUAGAUUAUGUAAAUUUUGAAAUAAUAAAAUAUAGGCUCCUUAAUGCAUAUAGUGAUCAUAAUUAUCUAAAAGCUGCCCCUCUUGAUGCUCAAAGUUUUGAGAUUUUAGCAUUUUAUAUUGACAAUUCAGCUCCAAAUUAUAUAAAUAACAUUUACAGAUAUAGUGGAAGAUGAGAGAUUAAUGAUAUUAGCAUUAGUCAAUGUGAAGUCAUAAAUUAUUUUUCUUUGGGUUUAAAUUCAUUCUAUGCUCUUCUAGCUGAAUUCAUUGUGAAAGACUCUGAAACUGCUUAUUGAUAUAUAAUUGACGACCAAUAUGGAAUAAGAAUUAUACAAACUAGUAAAAAUUCAACAAGUAUCUUAGUAGGUGGACUUCAUGUCGAACUCAAUUAUUAUUUUGUAAAUUUUGGAUUAUGAGGAGAUACACUUUAUAUAGCAUGUGGAAAAUGAAUGAAAUCAUUUAAAUUAAGAUCUUACACGAGUCUAGAAGAAGAUUUGAAUUAUGGUGCUUACGAGUCACCAGAAUCUGAUUAUUUAUUUUUGCUAAAUAAUGUUGUUUCUUCAAAAGAUAAUAGAUAUAUUGCAUGCCCUGUUUGAAGGAGCGAUCUAGGGUUAUUGAUUAGAAUAUGAGACACAAAAGCAAAGAAUUCAUCUAAUAUAAUAUCAGAAAUCUACGCCUCAGAAAUAAAUACUCUUUUAUAUCCAGUCAGUAUGCAGUUUAUUGGCAAUUCAAUACUUACAUUCUAUAUUAGCCAUGAGAAUGAAUAUAGAAGUUAUAAAAUUAAUGAAAAUUAUUUGAUUUUCCCUAAAAUGAGCAAAGAAGAGUACUCAGAAAUGACUAAUUUGUGGGGAACAAAGUCGUUUUAUUUGUAUAUUAUUGCAGAAAAUUCCAAUGGAAAGGUUUCCUCAAAGUAUCUUUAUUUUAAUAGAGAGGUCAGAGGAAAGAAAAGUGAUAAUUAUUGAUGGAUUUGGGUUUUAGUUUCUAUAGCAAUUGUUGCUUGCAUCAUUGUAGGAGGGCUUUAUAUUAGAAAACUGUUGAAAGCCCAUAGACGUCGAUCUUUAGAGUUAAUUCUUAUGAGAGAAAUUCAUAAUAAAGAGGGUUUACAAGACACAGAGUUAAAUUAA
This is a messenger RNA of Blepharisma stoltei, 5143 nucleotides long. The record is from the annotation of a GenBank genome assembly. Lineage: Eukaryota; Ciliophora; Heterotrichea; Heterotrichida; Blepharismidae.